AUGAUGUCGUCUGCCGCGAAGACGGGAAACGGCCCCAUGGUCAACUGUCUCACACGCAAAGCGGGGCUCAAGCUCGGGCCGAUCAUCCUCGAGACACUCGUCAAGCACUACUUCGACCGGAUUGCGAAGGACCACGAGUCGGAGGAGUCGACGCGGCUGAGGCAGGAAGAGUUGUUGUACGAUGAGGCGUUCAUCAUCAUCAAGUCAUCCAUGGAAGCCGCGACGAAGCACACGGUAGAAGAAUUGCAGGCCUUUUCGAACAUGCGCACUCCAAGCCCGCCAUGGGUCCAUGCUGUUCGCCUUCUGGUGCCUAUGUCAUGCUGCGACGAAGCUGCGACACAUCUGAUCAAAGCGCUGGGUGGCGAGGAGGUCACGAAGCACGUGGUGGGCGGUACGAAGUGGUGGCAGGUGCGCGGGGUCAAAGGGGUGGAUGCAGAGUGGAUGGUCGCGAAGAAGGAUUAUCAGGAAGCCAAGAAAAAGCAGAAAGCGUGUGGGACGAGCGGGCCCGAACCUCCCGAGAACGGUGACGCGAACGAGGAGAUGCCUUCACAGUAUCAGCCAGAGAUGGACGAGAUGCGCUGCGUCUUAUACGUGCACGGCGGUGGUUACUACUUCGGCAGCCUUGAUCAAGAGAGAUAUUCUAUUCAGCGGCUUGCUCGAAAGAUCAACGGACGCGUAUUUGCCAUCAACUACCGUCUGGCACCCCAAUACCCCUUCCCAUGCGCAAUACAAGACUUCAUUGCCGCUUACCUGUACCUAAUUCAACCUCCUCCCGGCGCGCUCCAUACCCCCGUUUCUCCUUCAAGCAUCGUGUUCGCCGGCGACUCUGCCGGAGGAGGACUGUGCAUCGCAGGGCUGCAGGUGAUCCGAGAUUCUGGUUUGCCCAUGCCCGCGGGUGCCGUUGUAAUAUCACCAUGGUGCGACCUAACCCAUUCGUUCCCCAGUAUACACCUGAACACCGCUACGGACAUCAUCCCUCCGUACGGCCUGUCGUUCCACAAGCCGAGCACACUGUGGCCUCCCCCUCCCGAUCACGUCACCACGCGAGUGCAUCAGGGGCUCCGGGUGCGUGUGCGCGAAGCCGUGCGCCCGAAAGGCAAGGGAAAAGAGGAUAGCAAUGAGGCGAAGCCCCGCGUCCCCUAUUCAGACCCUUCAACGCACCCUGGGGGGCUCCCAUCUCGGCCCCAAACGCCAGACUACACGCUUGACGACCCGUCCAUGGGACGCAAGCUGCACCCGGGCGCAGCGCAGUCUCUUCCUACCGCCGUCGCCCUGGACAGUGUGCGGAGCCAGAAGUUGGAGAUGACGACGGCGAAGGGCGAGAGGCUCGCGAUCGACGGGCAGGUGCACAUGUACACGCCGAACUAUUUGUUGACGCAUCCGUUGGUGAGCCCGGUUGUGAGCUACCUCGGUGGGCUGCCGCCGCUGCUCGUCAGUGCCGGGGAUAAGGAGGUGCUAAGAGAUGAGAUCAUCUACUUCGCGCACAAGGCUGCGCAUCCGGAGAAGUAUCCUGUGAAGCCCGAGUCAAAGUUGUUGUACCCCGCACUAGAGGGGAUCGAGCAGCGAUGCGGGCCGACUAAGGUUCACCUACAAGUCUACGACG
Molecule: messenger RNA, 1603 nt
Organism: Dichomitus squalens LYAD-421 SS1
Lineage: Eukaryota; Fungi; Basidiomycota; Agaricomycetes; Polyporales; Polyporaceae
Product: alpha/beta-hydrolase
Exons: 11
Molecular function (GO): hydrolase activity
Source: RefSeq, a predicted model, not a curated record